Molecule: messenger RNA, 585 nt
Organism: Ostertagia ostertagi
Lineage: Eukaryota; Metazoa; Nematoda; Chromadorea; Rhabditida; Trichostrongylidae
Source: the annotation of a GenBank genome assembly
AUGAAACUGGAGACCAUAGGAAUAUGCGACAAUCCUUCCGACCAACAAGAGAACGAAAGAGUUAUCAAGACCUUCUACGACACAGUUCAAAUACGUGAUAAUAAAAUCUUCGUCCAGUUCCCAUGGAAAGCUAAUAAGCACCUUCUCGCGGAUAACUAUGGGACUGCACUUGGACGUCUCCACCAACUGUACAGAACAUGGAAUGACAAGCCCUCAAAAUGGCUCCAGUACUGCGGAAUCAUAGAAGAUCACAUUAAACGAGGAAUUGUUGAAGACGUUCAAGCAUUCGAAAAGGACCUUUCUAAGCAGAGCUCGUACAAAAUUCUUGGUCAAAGCUGGAAUCCUACGAGUGACGAAUUCGUACUUCAAUCCAAACUGAUUUACGCACGGCACCCUACUAAACGCAGAAUUCUUCAACAAACGCCUCAUCCCACUCCAUUGCAGCUUGUGUAUAUCUCAGAUCACGCACUUCCGAGGGACGGAUUUUAUUCAAACCUGAUAAUAGCUCGACACAGGCUCACACCAGCAAAACAGUUGAAUUCCAAUCCUGAGAUCACGAUCCCCAAACUCGAACUUGUCGCUCUG